Quercus robur (English oak) is the source of this 2035-nucleotide messenger RNA. RefSeq names its product beta-hexosaminidase 2-like. The transcript has 2 exons. Gene Ontology annotation, cellular component: membrane. Gene Ontology annotation, molecular function: beta-N-acetylhexosaminidase activity. Lineage: Eukaryota; Viridiplantae; Streptophyta; Magnoliopsida; Fagales; Fagaceae. The coding region runs from base 89 to 1846 and encodes 585 amino acids. The record is from RefSeq and is a predicted model, not a curated record. Gene Ontology annotation, biological process: glycosaminoglycan metabolic process; carbohydrate metabolic process.
UGGACGGUCCAGUAACUGUUUUCAAAGUGCUUCAAUCCCUCGUAAUUUGGUCAAAAAGUCUCUCUAACUCUAACCCACCUAACAUUUUAUGGUAAACAAAAAAUCCAUGUUUCUUCCUUUCCUCAAUUCCAUUCUCAUUAUCUCUAUAGGACUAGCAGUAUUGUCCUUCCCGAUCUCAGCAGUUGAAUCCUCAAUCCAGGUAUGGCCAAAGCCACGAACUUUUUCAUGGUCACAACCACAAGCCACUCUUCUCUCUUCCUCCUUCACCAUUUCAGCUCCCAACCAAACACAUAUACACCUCUCCUCCGCCAUCAAACGCUACCUCAAUCUUAUCCAAACAGAGCACCAUAUUCCAUUAGUCCCUCCCGUACUCAACUUCACCACCUCCACCCCUCCUUUACAGACCCUUUUGGUCUAUGUCUCUGACCUCACUGCCCCACUUCACCACAACGUGAAUGAGUCCUAUUCACUCACUAUUCCCACAUGGGGUCCUGCCAAUUUGACUGCAGAGACUGUGUGGGGUGCCAUGAGAGGCCUUGAGACAUUUUCUCAGCUCGUUUGGGGUGACCCUUUACGUGUGGCAGUGGGGUUGUACAUAUGGGAUGCACCACUUUUUGGACACAGGGGGGUUAUGUUGGAUACCUCUAGGAAUUACUACCCAGUUGAGGACAUAUUGAGGACUAUUGGGGCUAUGAGUGUGAAUAAGAUGAAUGUGUUUCAUUGGCACAUCACUGACUCGCACUCUUUCCCACUUUUGGUGCCGUCUGAGCCUGAUUUGGCAGCUAAGGGGUCUUAUGGCCCGGACAUGCUGUACACUCCCGAUGAUGUAAACAAAAUUGUGCAGUUUGGCUUGGAUCAUGGAGUGAGAAUUAUUCCAGAGAUUGACUCACCCGCCCAUACAGGAUCAUGGGCAGAAGCCUACCCUGACAUUGUGACAUGUGCAAACAUGUUCUGGUGGCCAGCUGGAAGUAUGUGGGAAGACCGUCUUGCCUCUGAACCUGGAACAGGCCACUUGAACCCCUUAAACCCCACGACUUACCAAGUCCUGAAAAGAGUCAUUAAUGAUGUGGCCACCUUAUUCCCAGAACCAUUCUACCAUGUUGGAGCUGAUGAGAUCAUCCCUGGUUGUUGGAAAGCUGAUCCGGCCGUCCAGUCCUUCCUCUCAAAUGGUGGAACUGUCAGUCAGCUACUUGAGAUCUUUGUCAACUCUACUUUUCCUUAUAUUGUAUCCCUAAACCGAACAGUGGUUUAUUGGGAAGAUGUUAUAUUGGAUGGUAAUAUCAAAGUACCAACCACAGCUCUUCCUCCAGAGCAUACCAUCUUGCAGACAUGGAACAAUGGGCAUGAAAACACCAAAAAGAUUGUUUCUUCUGGAUACCGGGUUAUCGUAUCAUCCUCGGAUUUCUAUUAUCUGGACUGUGGGCAUGGUGACUUUCUAGGGAAUGACAGCCAAUACGAUCAACAAACAAGUGAUAACUUUGGAAAUGGAGGAUCAUGGUGUGGGCCUUUCAAAACAUGGCAAACCAUAUACAACUAUGAUAUAACAUAUGGGUUGAGCAAGGAGGAGGCCAAUCUAGUGUUAGGUGGGGAGGUGGCAUUGUGGUCUGAGCAAGCAGAUCCUGUAGUUUUAGAUGCAAGAAUUUGGCCAAGAACUUCUGCAAUGGCAGAGACACUUUGGUCUGGGAACCGGGAUGAGACAGGUACGAAAAGGUAUGCUGAGGCAACUGAUAGGUUGAACGAGUGGAGAUAUAGAAUGGUGCGAAGAGGUAUUGGAGCUGAACCCAUUCAGCCACUUUGGUGCAUUAGGAACCCUGGCAUGUGCAACACAGUUCAGCCUUUUGCUUAGCUAUUUCCUUCUUAUAUACUUGAAAAAUAUAAUACUAAUACCAAUUACAGAUUUGAUUUGUUGUGUUACUUUUCUUGCUAUAGAAUGCAUUAUUUGAGGAAGAUGAAUGGCAAUUGUAUUUAACUUUGCAAAUGUUUGAGCCCUUAACUCAUGUGACAAAUAGUUUGACUCUUGUCCUGUUUUAAAUCA